AUGCAUGCGUUCAGUACUCAGAUUGAAGAGACUGAUGAACAUCUCCUCUUCAAGAACACAAUAGUUACAUUUGAUAAUCCAAAACUUAUCAUAACCAGGAAAAAUGAGACUGAGUCUGCAAUCUACAUGGAGAUUGAGCCUGUCAAUUUAGUUCAAAACACUGAGGUCUUCCUUGAGUCUUGUGAAGCUACACCCUAUGAUAGUCCCAACUAUCCCAUCUCUUAUCCCAUCAUCACAAAUGGAUGCGGGGUUGAUGAAACGGUUAACAUCUACACAAGUCACCAGUCCAAUGUCAAGUUCAGUUUGGAGGCCUUCAAGUUUAUCGGACAAUAUGACCAGGUGUUCAUCAGCUGCUCUAUUAUCAUAUGUCAAGCCAACAAUCCCAGCACACGCUGUGCUCAGGGCUGCACCAACGGCACACAGAUCACACCGUCCUCACAUGUUCACAAAAGAGAAGCUGCCAUCCAGACCGGAAGCCACUUUAUCUCCCAGGGACCCCUGCGGCUGAGGAGGAGCGCAUCACUUACCGACGCCAUCAGCCCAAGCUUGAACCUGAACCUUGUUUUUGUGGCUGGAUGCGUCGUAGCAGUAGUUGCCAUGGUGUGUGGAAUGAUGGUCUAUAAAGCCAGGGGAUCAAAGGUCAACUACCAACUCCUGAAAUCAGAUGAGAUUUGAUCAGAUGACUUCAAA
Puntigrus tetrazona (Sumatra barb) is the source of this 690-nucleotide messenger RNA. RefSeq names its product CUB and zona pellucida-like domain-containing protein 1. Bases 1 to 675 code for a protein of 224 amino acids. The transcript is spliced from 7 exons. The record is from RefSeq and is a predicted model, not a curated record. Lineage: Eukaryota; Metazoa; Chordata; Actinopteri; Cypriniformes; Cyprinidae.